This is a messenger RNA of Bicyclus anynana (squinting bush brown), 1884 nucleotides long. RefSeq lists its product as uncharacterized. Lineage: Eukaryota; Metazoa; Arthropoda; Insecta; Lepidoptera; Nymphalidae. The coding region runs from base 1 to 1707 and encodes 568 amino acids. The record is from RefSeq and is a predicted model, not a curated record. The transcript is spliced from 10 exons.
AUGGCAGGACCUAAAAAGGAUGUGGAUCCUGAGGAGCUGAUGAGGAAAAAGUUUCGCGCUAAAUGUUUAUUUCGUGCUUUGAUACGGUUGGUAAUGGCCAACGCACAUUGGCUGAUUGAAGGAAUAGACCAAUACGUAGGCGAUGACGUGAAACGGAGGGUGGAACAAGCAGUAAGAACUAAAGUUAAAAAGAAGCAGUUGCUCAAUAUAAAUGAUAAAGCUCUUUUAAACAAACCCGCUGAAGAACGAACCGAUCAACAGAAGAAAUAUAUUUAUCGCAUUAUAGGAGGUCUCAAAUGUUUCAAAAGAUACCCAAAUAAUGUCAAAAAGAGACUUGCCGCUGCAACAUACUUCAAAUACUUCGGUCCAGGGCGUGUCAUAGUUCGUCAACACCAAGAGGCCCACGCCAUGUACUUCAUCGUCAGCGGAGAUGUUAAAGUCAGUCAGCUUGUAUACGAUGAACUUAUCCAUAAAUAUGUUUCUGUGGAUGUUGGUGCUAUGCAUACCGGCGACAUGUUUGGAGAAGUUUCAUUGCUGCACAGCAUACCGAGGACUGCCACAGUAACCACUGUUGAUCACUGUGAAGUGUUAGCACUCAUGAAGGAUGACUUCAAGCAUAUACUACAUGCUACCAUUCAGAGGCAGUGGGAUGAAGUCCGUCGUGCUAUGUCCGCUUUCACGUACUUUGACGCACUCGAUGAGGUGGCGUGCCGCGAGGGUUGCAUAGUUGCGAAGAUGAAAUCUUACGAGGUGAAUGAGACGAUACUCGGUGACGGUGUGGGAAUUCAUAAUUUCGUCUAUUUCAUAUUAUCAGGCCAAUGUCAGAUGAUAGAAUCCAUACAAGUAUUCGUAACUACGCGCUUGGGGAAAAACUAUUAUACGUUGUAUGACCCGUAUGUUCCAAGCGAGGAAAGUGAAUCAGACUUAGAUAAAAAAUAUUUUAAAGCCUAUAAUUUGACUAAAGCCGAACGUGGAUCUGAUGCAACAGUAGAUGAUGAACAAGAACAAGCUGAAUAUUCGAAAAAAGGUGCGGCUUUAUCAAAGAGUAUAUUAUUAAACCGAUCAAAUAAACAAAAAAGUCAGUCAGCGGAGAGAAUAGAUGAAGUAAAAAAUAGUAAGGGAACUGUUGAUUUUGAAGGCUUAGGUAAACAAGAAACUAAAACAAUUAAGGGAUCAAGAAAUGGAAGUAAAAACGAAAGUAUCAGUAAGGGAAGUGCUGAAUUUGAAGAAGAAGCAAAAUCGGAAGAUUUUUUAAAGCCAAUACCACAAAAAGAUCGCCGAGAAUCCAUUCGAAUCAGUGUUAUGCCUGACGUAAUGUAUGGAGGUGGUUCAACCACACCAAAACAAAAUUUCCGAACUUAUUUUAUGCAGGUUUGUCUAUUCAAUGCGGGUGCGUGUUUUGGUAUCGGAGAGAGCAUGCGUGACCGUCGCAUUAUUGCCCUGACUCCUGUAAGCUGCAUGCUACUCCCAAAGGUGUGGCUUUUUCAACGAAACACAGCUAAUAUUUGGUCUCGGAUUCAACAUUAUUUGAAAAAAAAAAUACCAACUAAAAAACAAUUGUUUAAAGAAUUUGUAUCAGCAAGACGAUGGCAAGAAUUCCGAGAAGACUUGGUAGAAAAUGUACUCGCUCGCUCCAAUACUGUGAAUUGGACAACCAUACAUGAUGUGCCGUAUUCCAUACGUUUGGAAGAAACGCAAGAUAUUUAGCAAUAACCUCAUUUUAUUAUUAAUUCAUUUUGAUAUCAUAAUAAAUUUUUCCCUAUUGGUCUUUUUUGCGUGUUAUGUUGGCCUAUUCACUAACUUUGAUUAACUUUAGUGGAUAAACACAAAAGAAGAUGCCCAAAAUUGGGCCCACUUUUGGAACGAUACAGAAAUAAAAAAUAC